AUGGACCUCUCAUCAACCCAUAUAAUAUAUAAAACAUAAAAUUAAACCCAAAAAAGGGUAUUGAAGCAAAAUUUGCUUGUCCUUCUCUAUCAUAAUCUUUUGGCCUUUCUUUGUCAAAAUAAAGAAACCCAUUUCUUUCAUACCCUUAAAAAUCUGGAAAUUCGUAAGAAAUCUCCUUUCUCUCUUAACUACUUCUUCUUGUGACAUCACAACUGCUCUUGCUUUGUUCUCUUUUUUUCCCUUUAUUUUCUCUUUGGGAGGGGGGCUGUAGUUUGUAGCUGAAUCUUGGGCUUGUUCCUUUGAGUUGUGAUCCUUUGCUUAGAUUUGACAAAUAUAUAUUUUUUGUUUAAUUUUGGAAGAGUAAGACUCGGAAGAGGAAAUGGAGAUUUGGGGAUGGGUUUUUAUUGGAAUUCUUUUUCUUGCCGAUUUUGUUGUCAAAAUUGAGCCUUUCAAGCUGGGUCGUAGUCAACCUACUGAGAGAAUUUCAGGCAGUGCUGGUGAUGUCUUGGAAGAUAAUCCAGUUGGAAGGUUGAAAGUCUUUGUUUAUGAACUUCCUAGCAAAUACAACAAGAAGAUAUUGCAGAAGGACCCAAGAUGCCUCAACCACAUGUUUGCUGCUGAGAUCUACAUGCAUAGGUUUCUUUUAUCAAGUCCUGUCCGAACCCUCAACCCUGAGGAGGCUGAUUGGUUUUACACUCCUGUAUACACUACAUGUGACCUUACACCAAAUGGCCUUCCUUUGCCAUUUAAGUCGCCACGAAUGAUGAGAAGUGCAAUUCAGCUUAUUUCUUCGAAUUGGCCUUAUUGGAACCGGACAGAAGGAGCUGAUCACUUCUUUCUAGUGCCACAUGACUUUGGAGCAUGCUUCCAUUAUCAAGAGGAGAAAGCUAUUGAAAGGGGGAUUCUUCCCUUACUCCAACGAGCCACAUUGGUCCAAACUUUUGGACAACGGAAUCAUGUUUGCCUGAAAGAGGGCUCAAUUACAAUUCCACCAUAUGCUCCACCCCAGAAAAUGCAAACACACCUGAUUCCUGACAAAACUCCUAGGUCCAUUUUUGUUUACUUCCGUGGACUGUUUUAUGAUGUUGGAAAUGACCCUGAAGGCGGUUACUAUGCAAGGGGGGCUAGAGCAGCAGUAUGGGAGAACUUCAAGGACAACCCACUUUUUGACAUUUCAACCGAGCACCCAACUACCUACUAUGAGGACAUGCAACGAGCUGUAUUUUGUUUGUGCCCACUUGGAUGGGCACCUUGGAGCCCUAGAUUGGUUGAAGCAGUGAUAUUCGGAUGCAUUCCUGUUAUUAUAGCAGAUGACAUUGUUCUACCUUUUGCGGAUGCAAUUCCAUGGGAAGAAAUUGGAGUUUUUGUUGACGAGAAAGAUGUGCCCAACUUGGACACGAUACUCACAUCAAUCCCACCAGAAGUAAUACUAAGAAAGCAGAGAUUGCUUGCUAACCCUUCAAUGAAGCAGGCAAUGUUAUUCCCCCAACCUGCUCAACCCGGAGAUGCUUUCCAUCAAGUUUUGAAUGGGCUUGCGCGUAAGUUGCCGCAUGACAAGAGCGUGUACUUGAAGCCUGGUGAAAGGGUGUUGAAUUGGACAGCUGGCCCUGUUGGUGAUCUGAAACCUUGGUAGCAGUUGUAACAUCAAAUUCCUAAAACCUUCCAGCACUCUGCUGAUUUGACCUACCUCUGAACGUUAUCGGGGUUUAUCUGUGUAAGUGAUCCAGAGAUACAAAAAAUGUAGAACAUAAUUCUUCCAAAAUGAAUUAGAAUAUUGGUCUUUGUUUUGCAGCUUUAGCAAUGUGAUUGUUCCUUGUAUGUUAUCUCAGAAUUGAUUAAUUCAAAGAAACUACAUCAUUAUAGGUUGAUAA
Molecule: messenger RNA, 1871 nt
Organism: Gossypium raimondii (Peruvian cotton)
Lineage: Eukaryota; Viridiplantae; Streptophyta; Magnoliopsida; Malvales; Malvaceae
Product: probable beta-1,4-xylosyltransferase IRX10L
Exons: 4
Coding region: 380-1633 (417 amino acids)
Biological process (GO): glucuronoxylan biosynthetic process; plant-type secondary cell wall biogenesis
Molecular function (GO): 1,4-beta-D-xylan synthase activity; glucuronoxylan glucuronosyltransferase activity
Source: RefSeq, a predicted model, not a curated record